Molecule: messenger RNA, 1574 nt
Organism: Calliphora vicina (urban bluebottle blowfly)
Lineage: Eukaryota; Metazoa; Arthropoda; Insecta; Diptera; Calliphoridae
Exons: 3
Coding region: 155-1510 (451 amino acids)
Source: RefSeq, a predicted model, not a curated record
ACAAUGAACAGCUGCAAUUGCAUACAGAUUUUGGCAAGCAGCAGCAAAAAACUGAUGAACACUGCUAAAAAAAAGUUUAAUACGCCUUGAAAGUGGAUUUGUUUUGUAAAUAAAUAAUUAUUAUUUUUUAAUUUAACACCUGAAUAGAAAGACAAUGGAGGAACAACAAAAUAAAGAGGAUACAAUUAAUAAUGGUUCGGCAGAUAUUACAGAAUUAAAUGAUGAUUGUUUAGAAUGUAUAUUCGAAAGAAUACAUGAUUUACCCAACCAAAUACAAAUUGCCAAAAGCUGCAGACGUUUUCGCAACAUUAUAGUGGGUCUGUGGAAACGUCAACCUGAAUAUAAAAUUUUAGCCUUUAACGAACUGCCAACUGUGUUACCAAACUUUGAUGAUUUUGAGUAUUUUCUAAAAGCCAUGAAAACCGAGUUCCACACUUUAAGGAUUAUAGACGAGUGUUUAAAUGUUUUUCUCAAGGAAAUGGAAGAGUGCGGCAUUGAUUGUUUUACUGCCAUACAUCGCUGCGAAUUUCAAGAUGACAUUAUGGAUUGUUAUCCCCAGGAUGAUGAUAUGGAAUCAUUGACGAAAUUAGUGCCUAAUUUGAAAUAUCUUCACAUAACUGUGCCCAUUACCGGCCAUUACUUGACAAAUUUGAAAUAUUUGGAAGAGUUACAUUUGUACGAUGAGCAGACAAAAGUCUAUGAAAUACAGGAAAAAUAUCUCAAAGAUAUUUUAUUGAAUCUUAAAUAUCUAAAAGUAUUAGAUAUGCGCACAUUUGAAGUAUCACAUCUACAGCUAAUGCCAGAAAUUUCCGAAUGUCUUAAUUUACAAGAACUCAAAUUAAAUUUAAAUUCCCUUAAGCCAGUGCUGGAAAACGUACUCAAACUGCCUCGUCUUAAACAUCUACAAGUACUGCUGGAUCAGGAUAUUGAUGUUUCACGCAUACAAAACAUCGAUACAUUCGAUUAUAAAAUCUACGAAACUAAAGAAUAUUAUCACAUUUUACGCGAAAAGGGCUCACUUUUACAGGGUUUAGCCAUUGAUUUUCAUUUUCUUCCCGUCAGCAAGACUUGGAUCUCUGACUUUCAUUAUCUAAAUCCUUCGAAUCUAAAAUUGUUGGCUUUGUGUAAUUAUGAUUUUAAAUCACACGAAGAAUGUUUGUGUUGCCCUUUCAAUCGUUUGGAAAUUCUAUGCCUCAGACAUGCCCAGAAUUUGGAGGCUUUAAUGAUAUUGGACAUUUUACAUUUAUGCCCUAAACUAAAACAUUUGGAUGUUAGUUAUUGUCUGAAUUUGGAUGCAUCAUUAUUAAAUUCGUUGGCGAAAUAUUUACAAAAGGAAAAACGUUCUUCAUCGCUUUGUGUCUAUUAUCGUAUGUCGGGUUUGGAGGAUGAAAUUGAGAAAAAUUUUGCCUUUUGGACUUCUCAAAAAUACUUACAAUUGCGUAAUGAUUUUCCACCUGGUUCCGAUAUUGGCUUAAGUUAUGUUCAACGUGGUUUUGCUUUUUAUUUUUGAGAAAACGAAACAAGAAAAUAAAUAAAAUGCUAAGAUGUUUUUAUUAAAACGUAAAAAUAACAAA